This is a messenger RNA of Clupea harengus (Atlantic herring), 849 nucleotides long. It is a transcript of the gene ing5b, whose product is annotated as inhibitor of growth protein 5-like. Gene Ontology annotation, biological process: regulation of DNA-templated transcription. Gene Ontology annotation, cellular component: nucleus. The record is from RefSeq and is a predicted model, not a curated record. Bases 75 to 770 code for a protein of 231 amino acids. NCBI's taxonomy places the organism in Eukaryota, Metazoa, Chordata, Actinopteri, Clupeiformes, Clupeidae. The transcript has 7 exons.
CUUUUUUCUCUAACCUGAAGAAGAAUAUUGUGAUUUACUAGCGCGGGAUAGAUGAAAGUCAUAUUGACAUCAGUAUGGCUAAAGCUGUGUACUUGGAACAUUAUCUUGAUAGUAUCGAGGGCUUGCCUUACGAACUUCAGAGGAACUUCACUUUGAUGAGCGAGUUAGAUAAUAGAACGGAAGAGCAGAAGGCUGAGAUUGAUAAACUUGCAGAAGACUAUGUUGCAAAUGUAAAGAAUCUGGCCUCUGAACAACGUGUCCAGCAUCUACAGAAGAUUGAAAAUGCUUACACGAAAUGCAAAGAGUACAGCGAUGACAAAGUGCAGCUUGCUAUGCAGAUAUACGAACUGGUAGACAAACACAUUCGUCGAUUGGAUGCUGACCUGGCUCGUUUUGAGAACGAUCUGAAGGAUAAACUUGACUCAAGCAGUCAGGAGAGCUCAGAUGAGAAAAGAUUGAAGAAGGACAAAAGUGUCAGGGACAAGAAAGUGUCCAGGACCCAGAAAGAUUCUGACCCAGACUCUCCUGGGAGGAAAAAGGUGAAAAACAGGAUAUUUCCCCCCUCUGUCCUCAGCCCCAACAACACUGACUUGGCUAUGCACCCAUCCGAUGUGCUCGACAUGCCAGUGGACCCAAAUGAACCAACCUACUGCCUGUGCAGUCAAGUGUCAUAUGGGGAGAUGAUUGGCUGUGACAAUCUUGACUGUCCAAUAGAAUGGUUUCACUUCGCCUGUGUUGGCCUGGCAACAAAACCAAAGGGGAAAUGGUAAGUUGACAACAAAUUGUAGUCUUUUCAAAGGGCACGUUAGGAGUUGGAUGUUUGUAAUACAGGGAAUUAAUUUAACACGG